AAGCAUAGCUAAACACUCAGAGUCAGCGGAAGACCCUCUGUACCGUUUUCGAAGCGAAUAUCGCUGUCUUUCCACAACCUCCCCGUCCUUCAAAAUGAGGAAACCGUCAAGCCGCCGACCCUCCGAUACCACCGACACCCUCUCGCACCACAAACGGAAAACGCCCCCAAAGUUCCAGCACCUCCCGCACGCUACUGCCAGGAAGUUGAAGCAGCAGUGGGUAGAGAGGAAGAAGCUUCAGAGCAGGUAUUUUGGGAAAGGGAAGGGGCGGAAAGAGGAUCAGGAGGGUGUGGCAGGAGGUGACGAGGAGGAUGGUGGCGAAGAUGGUGGGCGAGCGGUGGGUAACACUACCAGAGGAGGGAUGGAAGAUGACGAGGAAGAGUUUGUCGGAUUCGGAUUGCGAGAAGGGGAUGAUGAGGCUAUGCAUGACUCGCCGACCCAUGGUGAAGUCUCAGAGCCUGAAGAUAUCCAAGAGCGGCCCGACUCCCUCACUAGCUCGCACCAGAGACGUUCUUCCCUCAAGCAAUCAUCACAUUCCACCCCACAAGAACCUCGGAGCUUACCAGCCCGAGUGCCUUCCUCCCGUCCGGCAGGUGCGAAAGGUUACUCAGGGGGAAGUCCGCUAGAAAGGGUCAACAGGAAAGGGAGUGUGAGUCAUAUAGAAGAGAACGGAAAGACUGGGAGAGUAGGCAAGCACCCCACUCUAAGUCGGGAAGAACGACAAAGGAAGGAGAAGGAAGAGCGAGAAGAAACUGCGCGCCGACGGGCAAGGGCGAAAGAGGCGUAUGAUAGAGGGAGCUUGCACACUUAUCGGAGUGAUCCACUCGGGAGGCAGACGGCUGGGAAAGGGCAGAGGAAGGGGGAUAAGGGGAAGGGACAGCCGGAUAUGAGGCUGAGGAUGAACGUGUUGUUGGAGCAGAUUAAGAGGAAUGUUGGAGCUUAG
This is a messenger RNA of Dacryopinax primogenitus, 943 nucleotides long. RefSeq lists its product as uncharacterized. NCBI's taxonomy places the organism in Eukaryota, Fungi, Basidiomycota, Dacrymycetes, Dacrymycetales, Dacrymycetaceae. Bases 95 to 943 code for a protein of 282 amino acids. The transcript is spliced from 2 exons. The record is from RefSeq and is a predicted model, not a curated record.